Molecule: messenger RNA, 3283 nt
Organism: Athene cunicularia (burrowing owl)
Lineage: Eukaryota; Metazoa; Chordata; Aves; Strigiformes; Strigidae
Gene: TTC39C
Product: tetratricopeptide repeat domain 39C
Exons: 13
Coding region: 16-1584 (522 amino acids)
Biological process (GO): otolith morphogenesis; cilium assembly
Molecular function (GO): protein binding
Source: RefSeq, a predicted model, not a curated record
AACCAUAGCCCAUUAAUGAGUUUUGGAGCCAGUUUUGUCAGUUUUUUGAAUGCCAUGAUGACAUUUGAAGAAGAGAAAAUGCAACUGGCCUGUGAUGACUUAAAGGCUACAGAGAAACUAUGUGAAAGUGAAGAAGCUGGAGUUAUAGAAACAAUCAAGAAUAAAAUUAAAAAGAAUGUUGAUGGACGAAAAUCCACUCUUUCCAUGAUAGAUCGUCUACAAAGACAAAUAAUCAUAGCAGACUGUCAAGUCUACUUGGCUGUGCUCUCAUUUGUAAAACAAGAGUUAUCAGCAUACAUAAAAGGUGGGUGGAUACUCCGAAAAGCCUGGAAAAUUUACAAUAAGUGCUAUACGGACAUUAAUACACUUCAGGAAAUAUAUCAGAAGAAAACAACUCAGGAAUCCUUGACUUCUGAUGCUGCAAAUGAUAAUCAUAUUGCUGCAGAAGGUGUAACGGAGGAUUCGCUAAACAGACUGAAAGGUGCUGUUAGCUUUGGAUAUGGACUUUUUCAUCUUUGCAUAUCCAUGGUGCCCCCAAACCUGCUCAAAAUCAUCAACCUGCUGGGUUUUCCUGGAGACCGCCUACAGGGGCUUUCUUCACUGAUGUAUGCAAGUGAAAGUAAGGACAUGAAGGCCCCUUUAGCUACAUUAGCUCUGUUGUGGUACCAUACAGUUGUUCGUCCCUUUUUUGCCCUUGAUGGCAGCGAUAACAAGGCAGGAUUGAAAGAGGCAAAAGAAAUUCUUGCAAAAAAAGAGUCUGCUUAUCCAAAUUCUUCUCUGUUCAUGUUCUUCAAGGGAAGGAUACAGCGAUUAGAGUGUCAAAUCAAUAGUGCCUUGACCUCAUUUCAUACCGCUUUGGAACUUGCAACAGACCAAAGGGAGAUUCAGCAUGUCUGCUUAUACGAAAUAGGUUGGUGCAGCAUGAUAGAGAUGAAUUUCAAAGAUGCGUUUGAAUCCUUUGAAAGACUUAAAAAUGAAUCCAGGUGGUCCCAGUGCUACUAUGCUUAUUUAACAGCAGUGUGUCAAGGAGCCACCGGUGAUGUCAGUGGUGCUCAGAAUGUGUUCAAGGAAGUUCAGAAGCUUUUCAAAAGAAAAAACAAUCAGAUUGAACAAUUUUCCGUGAAAAAGGCAGAUAGAUUUAGAAAACAAAUGCCGACCAAAGAGCUCUGUGUCCUGGCAUCCAUUGAAGUAUUGUACUUAUGGAAAGCCCUUCCAAACUGUUCUCUCUCAAAUUUACAGCAUAUGAGCCAAGCUUGUCAGGAUGUUGAUGAUUCAUCAGCUGUUGGCUUGAGGAAUUUGCUUCUUGGUGCCAUACACAAAUGCUUAGGAAAUUCUGAAGAUGCUGUUCAGUUCUUUCAACGAGCUGCUAAAGAUGAGCUGUGCCGUCAGAACAACUUGUAUGUCCAGCCGUAUGCUUGCUAUGAACUUGGCUGUCUUCUAUUAGACAAUCCAGAGACUGUACCGAGAGGCAAAACCUUACUUCUCCAAGCCAAGGAGGAAUUUACUGGCUAUGACUUUGAGAACAGAUUGCACGUCCGCAUACACGCAGCCUUAGCCUCUCUAAGGGAAGUAGUUCCACAGUGACGGACAGUCUUGUUAUCCUUUCCCACAGUUUCUGCACUUUAAGAUGAAGCAGAAGAAAAAGCUGUUGGGGAAGAUCAGCUUUUCUUCUGAAAACCAUUUGUGCCAGAGACACUUUCCUAGUAUGGUCAGAGUUGGCAUGGCUUAGGAAAACAUUACAAUUUUAAUUAAAAGUAAAUCAGCCAGGAAGAAGGUUAAGUGACCUUGUGUUUUUAACUCUUCAGUUUUUAUUUUGUUUAAACCAAGCUGAACACAAUUGCUUGUAACUCUGUGGGUGAGCUUAAACAAGCACACGUGAUUUAUUUCAACAAUAUUGGCAGGUGUGAUUUUUACCUUUUAAAAUAGAUCUAGAUCUAAAAUAUGCCAAGAGGGGUGCUUCUGUCUUGAUUAGAAUAAUACAAUAAAAGCAAUUGGUGUAAAUGUUGAAGUUUGGAACAGUUAGAACACUUCUUUUUUUUUUUUCAAGCACUAGCCAAUACACAGGAGGAGGAAAACUGUUCAGCCACAAAAAGCAGAUCUUACUAAAUUUUAGUGACUUAUGUCAGUGUCUUCAUGAUGACUAACUUCACAUUCCCUUCCCUUCUUCAUUUCUCCCCUCCCAACCCAGCACAUACUUGUGAUACAAAUUAUGUCAGUAUUUAGAAUCUCUGCUUCUGGUACAUUCCAGCCAAACACUUACUUUGUUUGACAUACAGUUCCAAUGUGGGCAGUUCAUAUUUCUGCUCUUAAUAUUCUGAAUAUUAAGUUAAAAUACAUAGGCCAGAUACAGUAAUUUCACAAUUUUUGAUUCAUGCUGCUGAAUCUUUAUAGCAGUGACCUUUAAAGGUAUUGAAAAAAACAACCAAACAAGGUAAAACCAAAAAUCUAACUUUGGUAGUUAUACCAAUACUACAAUACCCUAAGUAUCUAUAUGGUAUUCCAAACCUGUGGUGUUAAGAUACUGAAAUACCUCAGAGAGCUUAAAACUUUUAUCAUGACCAUAUAAUUUUUAGUACUUGGCCAUCUGUGUGCUCAUCUGUAGCUUUUUUAGUUUUGUCUUGUACUAUGUAGUAUCUCCUCAUGUUUUAUAUUCAGUUAAUAUCAUAUUCUAGGAAGGUACAUAUUUUUUUAAAGUAUCUUAUGAAUGGAAAUCUGACCAGAAAGUUAGUUGAAUUAUGUUACUUUGCAAAGCUAAGAAAACUGGAUAUCCUUGGAAAUCGUUAUCCAAAAGCCUUAUCUUUACUUUGGUCAGGUUGCCUUAAACAGUUCCUUAGCUUAAACUUUUUUUUCCCCUUACCUUUUUGUAGAGUAUGUUGCCAAAGUUUUAGAUGUUGCCCACACCUAACCUUCAUUGAUUUGCUUUUGAGGUUGCAUCUAAAGCAAGACUGAUAUGGAGGAGAAAAGUAAUAUCCUAUUUGGUAGGACAAAUGAAACCGUUGAGACACUUCUAUUUCUCUCUAGAAAUACACAGUUCCUGCAAUGAAGGGCAUUCCUAGAGCAGUUAAACACUUCUGUUGCAGUCCCUGAAGGAGAGGAGAGGCUUUUAAUUCUUAAAGCGGUUUUAUUUUUCUAUAAUAUAGGUGUGUUACAGAUAGUAUGCUGGGUUUUUUUUAAUUCAACUUUGACAGUAAUAUUGAGUCGUAAAUCAGUAUUCAACCUUAUUUGGUCAGUCCAAAUAGGUAUUGACUAGUAAACAAUAUAUUGUGUAUAUAUAGUGACUACU